AUGGCGGCCGGGCGUCUGUUAAACCCGCCGGAUCCUCUGCAGCUUUCAAGUGGAAAUGUAUCUCAGAAUUGGAAAAGAUUUAAACAAAAGUGGAGUAACUAUGAGCUAGCUAUCGGAACAGCCAGAAAGGAAGACCCCAUUCGAGUAGCAACUUUUCUCACCGUGAUCGGCGACGAAGCGCUAGAUGUUUACAAUGCAUUCACGUGGGACAGUGACGAAGACAAAGUCAAAAUGGAUAAAGUUCUAGAGCAUUUUGAGCAGUAUUGUGAGCCUCGCAAGAAUACAAUUUACGAAAGGUAUUUAUUCUUUUCGCGUGGACAGGAAAGUGGGGAGCCCAUUGAUAAAUAUGCCACAGUUCUACGAAACAUGGCAGACUCU
Molecule: messenger RNA, 378 nt
Organism: Porites evermanni
Lineage: Eukaryota; Metazoa; Cnidaria; Anthozoa; Scleractinia; Poritidae
Source: the annotation of a GenBank genome assembly